CUUGACUACAUAUCUACUAUGUUCAUUUCUUGAGUCAUGAAAAUAAUCUAAUAUAUUCAUUUCAUGAGUUACGAAUAUAUCAUAUAUAGUCGUGGGAGCUUCGAGUCUGAAUUGAGCGAGUGUCGAUGUUACUUGCUGCAUGAGAAGCUGCUUUGUCACUUUCCACUUCUCAAAAACCUCUUGGGUUAGCUUACAGAUAAAUCCAGCCAUGUAGCAGCUGCUUUAUCCUCCCCUCCUCUUCCCCUAUAUAAUCCCCUAACACUCAUCAUCUGGUAACUCUCCAAGGCAAUUGAUUCCCCUAACAUACUCCCCACAUCUUCCACUUCCAAACUUCCUGGGUGGUUUUCUUCUUUCCCUUCCUUUUGAUUUCCUCUGCCUUCUCUUCUUUUUCUACUAGGUUUUCUUCUGCAAGUACUAACAUGAUCCAAGAGAGGUUGGGUGGGGUGGUGGAGGAGAAGAACAUCUCCCACCCCGGAGGCCUUCUGAUCGAUCACUCCUCCUCGUCUUCCCCCACUUCUUCUGUUUCCUCUCAGUCGCAGUCAUCAUCCUCAUCGUCGCUGUCGUCGGCCGCUUCGGAGCAGCAGCAGCAGCAGCAGAACAACCUCCGUUGUCCGCGGUGCGAUUCCACCAACACCAAGUUCUGCUACUACAACAACUACAACCUCGCCCAGCCGCGCCACUUCUGCAAGACCUGCCGCCGGUACUGGACCAAGGGUGGUGCGCUCCGCAACGUCCCCAUCGGCGGUGGCUGCCGCAAGAGUAAGGUGGCGCCCGCCAUCGCCCUGGCCGGGGGUUACGGUCGGUCAGGCGCCACCAAGACGAAGCCGGCGCCGUCGGACCUCUUCCUGAGGUCAAACCUGACCUCUGGUCUGGAUAACGAGCUGCCAUCCGGCCCGAUACUGUGCGCUCCCCCACAUACUUCCCACCUGAUGACCCUUUUCAGGUCCACCACCGUCCAAAACCCCAACCCUAACCUCAAUUCUGCAACCCAUAGGGCCUUGUUUGGUGCCACCACAGUGGCCGAGCAAGAAGGCACACUGCAUGCACACAGCCUGAGCUUGGACCCUUUAAGUCAUCUCGGUUUAUGUGCUUCACUGUGCAGGAACAACAACAGCUACUCAUACCAGCAACAGCCGCAGCAGCAGCAGCCUCAGCAAAACAACAACAUCACAGAUAUCCAAGAUCUGUGCCACAGGCUAAAAUCCUCGUCUAGUUGCUAUAACGAUCAGUUGCAGACAGUAGCGAACGACGUCGGCAGCUUCGAUCCUUCUUCUUGUUCCACUGCUGCUUCUGUGAUUACCGCGGCUGGCAUGGCCACGAGUUCUCCAACUCCUAUCAUGGAGCACAUCAGACACUCUCUCGGCGAAUUUGGUCACUGGAAUCAGGCUUUGGCGUGGCCCGAUUUGCCCACUCCUAAUGUCGCAUUCCACUAAGAGCAUCCAGUUUCUAUGAUUACAGAUAUGGGUCUAUGGUUCUACUGUAGUGGUUUAACGUGUGUGUUUAUGUUCUUCAGAAUGUAUUGUUCAUCAAGCUCGAUUAAGAAUCAGAUAGUAUGUUUACUUUC
Molecule: messenger RNA, 1564 nt
Organism: Musa acuminata AAA Group (dessert banana)
Lineage: Eukaryota; Viridiplantae; Streptophyta; Magnoliopsida; Zingiberales; Musaceae
Product: dof zinc finger protein DOF3.7-like
Exons: 1
Coding region: 420-1433 (337 amino acids)
Biological process (GO): regulation of DNA-templated transcription
Molecular function (GO): DNA binding; DNA-binding transcription factor activity
Source: RefSeq, a predicted model, not a curated record